Molecule: messenger RNA, 1173 nt
Organism: Letharia lupina
Lineage: Eukaryota; Fungi; Ascomycota; Lecanoromycetes; Lecanorales; Parmeliaceae
Exons: 3
Coding region: 1-1173 (390 amino acids)
Source: RefSeq, a predicted model, not a curated record
AUGUUGCCACAAAUUAUUGUCAUUGCUACUUUGGCGGCGACAGCCUUUUCAGCGUCAACAUCUGGCGGCGGAGCUCUAGCUGCGCUACCGGCGUGCGCUGUUUGUGGGAAUGUCAAUGUCACUGUUUCGUUUUCUAUAGGAUGUCCCAGCGAGACCACUACAAAUUCUCGGGGCUCACUUACGACCAUCCUGACCAACCGGCUAGGGGCGACGGUCAACGACCAAGGCGCAUUCCCGACGAACUACAAUAAUGGAAGUGUCGAAGCUGGUCCUAGCGUGGCUACUACAGGGCCCGUGGCUACGUUCACUGGGAAGCCACUUUUGACAGGAACAUGUACUAUUCCACAAAUCGCCACAACCACGCUGAACGCUGGCGACAUCCUUGAGUACCCAUGGGUGGGCUGUUCGGAAGAAGCCCCUGAGUGCUGUCCCUUCAAUAUCAAUAUUGGAGGAAAGCUUAUCUACACCUCCGCUCUCGCAGGCGAGACACCCUGCUACACAACAUCAAGCCCGGCCGUUCAAUCCCCGAAUGCAACACUGAGUGCUUCCGGAGCAUCGGUUAGUAUGAUCAACACCGAAGUCUUUACUCUCCGCUACGCCCUCAGGCAACGACAACAAUCCGCACUAUCGGUGGGCGCCAAAGUCGGUAUCGCUGUAGGCGCGGCUUGUGGUGGAGCGCUCGCAUUAAUCGCACUGGCCAUCUUCAUCCGAAAACGCCGCGCCCAGAAACGCGCUCAAAGAGAGGAAGCCAAUAUGCCUAAGCCCGAGUCUGGAAAUAUGUACCAAGGCGGCUUUAAUGGAUCACAAGCCGCCGUCUCCGAGCUACCUAGUCCUCAUACGAUCCGCCCUCCCACACCACCACUGCCAGAUAACGCAAUAUGGUUCAACACGCCUUUGGGAAGCCAUGCACCAGGCAGGGUAAUGACGCCGACGGAGUUGGCGGGGAGCACGUAUAUUAACGAGCAUCAUCCGGCGUACGGAGUCAGUCCUGUGACGCCUAAUGUAAACGGAUUUCAUGAUGUACCGGGGCCGCCUGAGGAGUUGGCGGGUGACGAUCUAAUGAGGGGGACCGUGUCGAGAGAGACUGCGCGGACAGAGUUGGUGACGAGAGGUGAGGGGGCUGGAAGCUCGCCGUUGAGUCAAGAGAGUGAGAGGGCUGGGGGUGCUGGUUGA